AGAAAGAAGAUUUCUUAUCUAGCCUAGGAUCUCUCUCUUUCUUUUUCUCUCUCUACUCAGAAAAUAGUUUACACUUCAGAAGAAGCUCUUUCUCUUUCUAAAAAAUAAAAGAACUCAGUGGCCCCAACAGCAGAAGAUCAAAAUCUCCAAUCUUUUGUUCAGUUUCAUUAGGAUCUGCCCCAGCUUCUUCAAUGGUGUUCCCACUUUGCUCUUUCCUUUUAUUCACUUCAUAAUAAUAAUAAUAUUAUUAUUAAUCUCCAGUAUCAAUUCUCCAUUAUUCUUGAUAAAGAGGUCGUUCCAUGAUGUGGGUCUAAAGGAAUGGGAACACAAGUGCAUAAUAAAGGCUACUUGCCAAGUCAUUAUUCCAUGAGGGACCUUAGUGAGGAUUCUAACAGUAGUAUUUGGCCUCUAUUUUACGGAGAUAAGACCUUCACAAAUGGACAAUAUUAUAAUGGUUUCGUGUCGAGGACAAAAACAGACGCAUAUCCAGGAUAUAAUAAGGAUGUCCUAAAGCAGAAAAUACUUGAACACGAGUCCAUAUUCAAGAAUCAGGUGGUGGAACUGCAUCGCCUUUACAGAAUUCAGAGGGACAUGAUGCAUGAAAUUAAAAGGGAAGAACUGCACAAACUUCGGACAUCAAUGGAUCCCUCCUCUUCGUCAAGCCUCCUAGGAUCUCAAAUACCAUCUGAAGAUGCUCGGAAAUGGCAUAUUACCAGCUUCCCCUCGCCAAAUUCUGGUUGUGCUAGACCAUCUAAAUCGGUUACAGAAGUUGUCAAUUCACCCUUGAGUUUUCCAAAAGGGAAUGGCGGACAGUUUGAUCAAUGCCAAAUGCAAAAUGGUUGUUCUUCAAAUAUAUGUGAAGUUUCGGAGAGACCCUCAAAGGUUCGGAAAAAGUUGUUUAAUCUUGAACUUCCAGCUGAUGAGUACACUGAUGCAGAUAACAGCGAGCAGUUGCGGGUUAAUGUUGGAUCUUUCGAUCCAAGUUAUCGAGUUAAUGGAAACUACAGAGUCGCCCAAGAGAAUAGUACAAGAUUGUUUCUUGGUGAUGGUGCUGCUGCAAAGAGUAAUUGCGGAAAAAGUACCUUAACUUCCAAUACAUGUUUAAGAAGCUCAAUUGAGUUGGCUGAUCUCAAUGAACCAGCUCAGUUUGAAGAAGCAACUCCAUCACCUGUUGAUUUUCUCAGUUAUGGUAACAAUCAUAGAGAGAGUAGAGGCCUAAAUGCUUCUGCUAAAUCAAAUCCAGCAUUUGUGGCUUUUCCAAGAGAUUCCACUAAUGGGUCCUUAAAUAGCCUAGAUGUUGACAGUAAAGGCAAAGAGAGGGAGUGGUUAUCUUCUGCUUAUGUAACUGGUAACGUCAAAGGCUUGGCACCAGUACCUCAGAAUCUUGAACAAGACAAGCUACCUACACUUUCCAAUCCAGCACAGGUAAUGUUUAACAAGGCUUAUCGACCUACUGGAAUCCAUCCACUUCACCCUACAAGAGAUGACCUUUGGAAACAGAGAGCACUGCAUAGUUUAGAGACAUUUCAUAUAAACCGUGAACAUCCAUUUGCUAAUUCGUCGGAAUUAGCCAAUCCAUGGUCACACACUGUCUGUUCUUGGGGGAAACCCAGUGGUAACAUUACUCAGAGUCCACAGGCAUCUCAGAGCCAUGACAUUUUUGGAGACAAAUGGCGAAUCAAUGAUAGUUCUAGGUUGAUUCCAGAUUUAGCUAGUGAUCAACCGAUCUGGAACAGGUUUGACCACGGUUCCUCUUCGGCUUCCAAAGAAUCGCCAGUUGGCUUCCCGUCAGUUGCUAACCGUGCUAAGGUUGAAAAUAUGACAUCUGAGCGAACUUCUAUUAAUGGAUUUCAGAAAUUUCUCAAUAGCACCAAUAAAAUGGACUCAAUAUCUGAAAAAGGUUUCGAUUUGAAUCUGCCAUCUGAGAGUUCAGUAAAUGAGGGAGCAUCAAGGUGUGAUAUUGUGUUGGUUGAUGGGAAAAAAGAGCUUCAAGACCCUCUAUCAGGGUUUCCAUGGCUUAAAGCUAAACAAGCCUACGCAAGCCCACCUUUUUGCCAGACUAACACGUCGAAAAAUGCUUCAUCCCUUGAAGAUUGCAAUAUGAGGGCCACAAAAGAGAAUCGAGAGACCCAAAAUGUCAGAAAUAUUCUUGGGGUUCCAAUUCGUGUGAAUUCCUUGGCUUCCAAUAAUGAAUCAUCUUCGCUUGUUUCCACUUCUGUUACUCUUCAGUCUUCACCUGAGGGAGAAAAUUUUAGACAUGAACGGAGGAAUAUGGUGAUUGACAUUAACAUGCCUUGUGACCUUUCUGUAACUGAGCCUGAGAAACCGGCUGCUGUCAAACCAGUUGUUUUUGAGAAGGUGAUGGAGACGAAAGCUAAAAGUAUUAGAAAUUGCUUCGAUUUGAACUCGUGUAUUACUGAAGAUGAAGAUCCUUUCUCUAUUGAAAGCAAUAAUGUCAAUGUGAAGGCUGUUCUGGAGAUAGAUCUGGAAGCCCCCGUUGUUUUGGAAGCUGAUGAAACUAAUGUGACUGAAGAAGGUGACACGCAACACGAGGAAUCUUCCCGAUUUCCUGAAGACAAAUCUGAGCAAAGACGGGAAGAGGUCAGGAUUGCAGCAGAAGCAAUUGUUGCCAUCUCAUCAUCCAGUCAGUGCAUUCGCAUGGAGGAAGCCUGCAAUGAUCCGUCCGAUGAUCCUUUGGCAUCCUUACAUUGGUUUGUCGAUGUAAUAUCUUCUUGUGCUGAUGAACUUGAGAACAGGCCUGAAAGACGGACAAUAGGCAAGGAUGGCGCGAGCAUUGCACGUUCAACCAAGGAAAUAGAUUACUUUGAGGCAAUGACAUUACAACUGACGGAGACCAAGGAAGAAGACUACAUGCCAAAGCCUUUUGUUCCCGAAGUCCAAAGUUUGGAAGACGCAAGAGCCACUACACUAACAAAUCGAACCCGAAGAGGGCGUGCUAGGAGGGGACGGCAGCGUAGGGAUUUCCAGAGAGAUAUACUUCCUGGUCUGGUUUCCUUAUCGAGGCACGAGGUGACGGAAGAUAUUCAGACAUUUGGAGGGUUGAUGAGAGCUACAGGGCAUCCUUGGAACGCAGGGUUGACAAGGAGGACUGGCACCAGAAACGGAAGAAGUCGGAGAACAGUGAUCGAGACCAUCGCCCCGGACACUGUGUUGACCCCAAUAAACCCUCCUCUACUGCACCAACUUAAUAAUAGGGAAGGCAGUUUGGAGGAUAAAAGCCUAACAGGGUGGGGGAAAACAACUAGACGCCCUCGCAGGCAAAGAUGCCCUGCAGGUAAUCCUCCUCCUCUCCCAUUAAUUUGAAUAUGGGAAUGAGGAUGUAAUUUAUCAAUUCAUCAUUUAUAGAGAUUGAGAUGACAGAUUAGAGACUUCAUGAAAUUCAGGUAUGAAGUUGUUAGCCAUGGGGAUUAUCUGUGUACAUGUCUUUGUAGCCCCCCAUUGUUGAUAUAUCUUCCAUUGGUUUACUGACUUUCAUAUUCUGGGACAGUGCUGGUGUAAUUUCUUGUGGAUUUAUACAGCAUUCCUUUGGGAUAUGUUUAUUUCCUGCCGCUAAGCUGAGGAGAAUAUGAGAUCUUUAAGCAAGUGUUUGCAGAAUAUCAAGCUGCAUUCUUUC
Molecule: messenger RNA, 3634 nt
Organism: Nicotiana tabacum (common tobacco)
Lineage: Eukaryota; Viridiplantae; Streptophyta; Magnoliopsida; Solanales; Solanaceae
Source: RefSeq, a predicted model, not a curated record